This is a messenger RNA of Exophiala spinifera, 1116 nucleotides long. RefSeq lists its product as uncharacterized. Lineage: Eukaryota; Fungi; Ascomycota; Eurotiomycetes; Chaetothyriales; Herpotrichiellaceae. The record is from RefSeq and is a predicted model, not a curated record. The transcript is spliced from 3 exons. The coding region runs from base 1 to 1116 and encodes 371 amino acids.
AUGAAGACGACUCAGGCUAUGAUGUUGGCAGUCGCUGCCAUGGGUUUCGGCUCAGGGGUUUUCGCUCAAGGCAAUAAGGGUGGCAACAACGGAGGCAACAAUGGCGGCAACAACGGUGGCAACAAUGGAGGCAAUGUACUCGCUCUGAAUCCCAACAACGUUCAGACUGGCAGUGAGUCUGCGGGAAACACCAGCGUAGCUGGCACCUCGCCCUCGAAAACGGACAACGCCAACUUCAUCAACGUCUGCACAGGCAAGACAUUGACCAACGGCAAACAAGUGACUGGCGGAUCCUGCAAUGGUAUCACAAUGGGUGACAUCCCGUCGAACCAGAACAUGGUAUCAGCUAUAGUCCUAUUCCCUGGCCCUGGAGAGGAUAUUGCAGCCAACUCACCUUUCACCGUCAAAGUCCAACUUCAGAACUUGGUCGCUGGCUCUUUCACCGAUGCUCAGGCCACGUACUACGCAGCUCCUCAAGCGCUCCAAGGAGGCAAUAUUGUCGGCCACUGUCACGUCACCAUCCAGGAUCUAGGUGGUUCGCUCGCUCCUCAACAGCCUCCUGACCCGAAAACCUUCAACUUCUUCAAGGGUAUCAACGACGAUGGCAAUGGCCAAGGGUUGCUCACGGCUGAUGUCACAGCUGGUCUCCCCGCUGGUUUCUACCGUAUUUGCACCAUGAACAGUGCUUCUAACCAUCAGCCGGUCCUCAUGCCUGUUGCUCAACGUGGUGCUCAAGAUGAUUGCCAAAAGUUUACCGUCGGCCAAGGCAACGGUAACAAUGGAGGCAACGCUGGCAACGCUGGAGGCAACAAUGGAGGCAACGCUAACAACGCUGGAGGCAACAAUGGAGGCAACGCUAACAACGCUGGAGGCAACAAUGGAGGCAAUACUGGCAACGCUGGAGGAAAUACUGGAGGCAACACUGGCAAUGCUGGAGGCAACGCUGCAACCACCACCUCCACUGGAGGCAACACCGCCAGCACGGGCACCACUGGCGGCAACGCUGGUGCCAACAACGGAACAGGCAACGGAGGUGGCAAUGGCUCCGGACGUGGUCGUGGUGGACGUGGACGAUACGGCCGAGGAAGAUUCGCUGCACGAGACUUUAUCCAAUAA